AAAAUGGCCGCAGCAACGCUCCAAUGUUGAUCACGUGGUAAGCGACAUUCGACCUUCGUAGGCUCAAGCACAGGCAGAAAGAUGUGAAAGAAGUGGAUUUCUGCAAGUUGUCAGGAUAAACGGACUCUACUUUACAAGCAUAAUGAGAGUUGUAAUAGGCGGAGGCUCGGGGUUUGUGGGUCGUGAGCUGACACGUUUGCUGAAAAGCAAAGGUCAUGAAAUCACAAUCAUAUCCAGGCAGCCUGGUCCAGGAAAAAUAACAUGGGCUGAUGUAGAAUCAGGAGGCCUCCCGCCAUGUGAGGGCGCUGUGAAUCUAGCAGGGGAGAGUAUUUUGAACCCUUUGAGAUGGUGGAAUGAAAGUUACAAAAAGGAUCUGUUCUCCAGCCGAAUAAACACCACCAGAAUUCUUUCCCAAGCUAUUGCUGCGUCACCUACUCCACCACAUUCAUGGGUGCUUGUUACAGGAGUAGCGUGUUAUAAACCCAGUCUUCAAACCCAGUACACUGAACAGAGCGACUGGACACCAUUUGACUUCCUGUCUCGCCUGGUGAAAGAGUGGGAGGGGGCAGGACAACUUCCUGAAAACAGUGCUCAGAAAACAAGACAAGUGAUCAUCAGACCAGGUGCGGUGUUAGGGCGUGACGGUGGUGCCAUGAAACAGAUGAUGAUUCCCUUUUGGCUUGGCCUGGGCGGGACGCUUGGCUCGGGACGACAGCCCUUCCCUUGGAUCCAUGUUUCAGACCUUGCUGGCAUCAUUGCUCAUUCCUUAGAGCUCCAUGAAGGACCAUCAUCCACAGAGCCAGAUGUAUUUAAUGGAGUCGCGCCUGCAUUGAAUACAAAUUUUGAAUUCACUAAAGAGUUGGGCAGGGCUCUAAAAAGACCUACUAUCUUCCCUGUGCCUGGCUUUUUCUUGGAUGUCGUCCUCGGUUCUGAGAGAGCUGUUAUCCUCACACAAGGCCAGAAAGUGGUGCCCAAGAGAACUCUUGAGUCAGGGUUUAACUUUCAAUACCCAGAUCUUACUUCUGCUUUAAAAGAAAUUGUUGGAUAAUGCGAGUGAUCAGUCAAAAUAGAGACGUGAGGAGAUUCUUUGGGUACACUUUAUUUUAAGGUGACGUAGUUACAAUGUGCUUACUCAAAUAAGUACUGAGUAAUAUUAAUUAACUGCAUGUACUUGCUAUAGAGUUACGGUUAGGUUUUGGUUUAGGGUUAGUUAUUUGUAAUUAUGCAUAAUUUUCUGUUAUUACUGUAGUAAGUACAUGUUGUAAAGUGUAACUGUCACCUUAAAAUAAAGUAUUACCAAUUCUUUUAUGCAUACUAGUGCAGUUAUAACACACUUUUUACAUUUAAAUUAAGCAUAUAAAAAAUAAAGCUUGCUUGUACAAAAACGACAAAUACAUUUAAAUAAUUUUAUUUAUAGUAUCUACUUGGAAAGAAACAAUGUUCUCCGUUCCUUUUGAUUGUCCGUCCCUCAUAGGAACAAGUUGUCUGUGUGUACAAAAUGAGAACUGCAUUUGUAAAUAAAUGUCUACAUGAAACA
Megalobrama amblycephala (Wuchang bream) is the source of this 1537-nucleotide messenger RNA. It is a transcript of the gene sdr39u1, whose product is annotated as short chain dehydrogenase/reductase family 39U, member 1. Lineage: Eukaryota; Metazoa; Chordata; Actinopteri; Cypriniformes; Xenocyprididae. The transcript has 6 exons. The record is from RefSeq and is a predicted model, not a curated record. The coding region runs from base 143 to 1048 and encodes 301 amino acids.